This is a messenger RNA of Eruca vesicaria subsp. sativa (arugula), 1441 nucleotides long. NCBI's taxonomy places the organism in Eukaryota, Viridiplantae, Streptophyta, Magnoliopsida, Brassicales, Brassicaceae. The record is from the annotation of a GenBank genome assembly.
AGAGGAGAUAGAUAGAUUGAGACUCUAUACUUGAUUCCCUGAUUUCGUUUACGCCAUUGAACUUCUCACUUUUCUUCAUUACUACUCUAAAUCAUUGAUUAAAGAAUCAUCAUCAUCAUCAUCUUAGUCAGAGGAGAGAGUUGAGCUAUUUUGUGUUUUGGUUCAUUUGACCAGUCGGUGCUUGUGAGAUCUCGAGCUUAUUUUUAAAUAAUAGAGCAAUCGACAAAAAUGGUGGAUCGGAUCGAGAUCUCGUUCCUUGAGACUUUCAUUUGCAGCGCUUUUGCUGCUUGUUUCGCUGAGUUAUUUACUGUACCUUUGGACACAGCCAAAGUAAGGCUUCAGCUCCAAAAAAAGAUCCCCACCGGAGACGGUGAUAGUUUGCCCAAGUACAGAGGCUCUCUGGGUACACUAUCUACCAUUGCAAGAGAAGAAGGUAUCUCAGGGCUUUGGAAAGGUGUUAUUGCAGGACUACAUCGUCAAUGUAUCUAUGGUGGUUUAAGGAUUGGUUUAUAUGAGCCUGUCAAGACACUUUUGGUUGGAAGUGAUUUUAUUGGGGAUAUUCCAUUAUAUCAAAAGAUUCUCGCAGCUUUGUUAACCGGAGCUAUAGCUAUUAUAGUAGCUAAUCCGACCGAUCUAGUAAAAGUUCGGCUUCAGUCAGAAGGAAAACUACCGGCUGGGGUUCCUAGGCGUUAUGCAGGAGCUGUAGACGCUUAUUUCACCAUUGUGAAACUGGAAGGAGUUGGUGCGCUGUGGACAGGGCUUGGUCCUAAUAUAGCAAGGAACGCUAUUGUAAACGCUGCAGAGCUAGCUAGUUAUGAUCAAAUCAAGGAGAUAAUUAUGAAAAUUCCAGGCUUCGGAGACAGUUUUCUAACUCAUAUGUUAGCUGGUUUAGCUGCAGGAUUCUUUGCUGUCUGUAUCGGUUCUCCAAUUGAUGUGGUGAAAUCUAGAAUGAUGGGAGACUCUACUUACCGAAACACAAUCGAUUGCUUCAUUAAAACCAUGAAGACUGAGGGAAUCAUGGCCUUCUACAAAGGAUUCAUCCCGAAUUUUACACGACUAGGAACGUGGAAUGUUGUUAUGUUCCUUACACUAGAACAAGUGAAGAAAGUGUUUCUAAGAGAAGUCUUGUACGAUUGAUUCCGUUCCAUACAUUGUUACAUAAAUUGAUUCUAAAAACCUCGAAUUGUUAGAGCAUAUACAUAUAUAUACUGAAUGAGACAGCAGGAGGGUUACAUGUUCCACUACACCAAGAUGUGAGGAGUGUAUGAUGUGAGCUUGGUCAUUUAAGAGUAAUACUGAAUCAUAUUCCUAUCCAACUUUGAUUUUCUUUUUUAGCAACAACUCUUUUAUUUGAACGGACACUUUAUUUCAAUAACAACACACGACAUGACAUUACUGCUAUAUUUGUGUACUGACAUGACAGUACAAUUAUAAGAUAUAU